This is a messenger RNA of Quercus lobata, 1167 nucleotides long. RefSeq lists its product as uncharacterized. The coding region runs from base 1 to 1167 and encodes 388 amino acids. Lineage: Eukaryota; Viridiplantae; Streptophyta; Magnoliopsida; Fagales; Fagaceae. The record is from RefSeq and is a predicted model, not a curated record. The transcript has a single exon.
AUGAAGAAACAAGUUGUUGAUUCUCCUAAGGUCAUUUCGGAAAUUACAAAGCUUGAGGCUUUUGAUGGAAAUAAUUUUAAACGUUGGAAAGAAAGGGUUUUGCCCAUCUUGGAAUUUACCGAAAUUGACCGGGUUCUUUAUGAGUCUAAACCCGAAGAUGAUCCCAAAAAUAUAGCAAAGUGGGAAAAAACAAAUAAAUUAUGUGUUCAUAUUAUUAAGUGUGGUUUAUCUAACAAGUUGUUUGAUAAUUAUUGUCAUUUUACUUGUCCUAAAGAUUUAUGGGAUGAACUUAACGGUCGUUAUGGGUUUGAGGAUGAGGGUGCUAAAAAGUUUGCUAUGGCUAAAUUUAUGUCUUUUCAAAUGGUUGAGGAAAAAAAUGUUUCUAGCCAAAUUGAAGAUUUUCAAAAAUUAGUAUCCGAACUAGCUAAAGAGGUUGAUAUUUUACCCGAGAAGUUUGUGACUCAUGGUCUUGUGUUUAAGUUGCCAGACUCUUGGAAAGAGUAUAAAUACUGGUAUAGCCACCAUAGAACCUAUUUGAAUUUUCAACAAACUAUUGUUAAUAUUCAGAUUGAAGAAACAAAUAGGAUAUCAGAAACGGUUUAUAGAGUUAAGGAAUUUACUUCCAAGGCUAAUGUUGUAGAGGGAGGACCCUCUAAACCUCCACAACAUAAUAAGAAACAUGCUUUCAAGGGAAAAGGAAACUUGCAUAAUAAAAAUGUCCCAAAUCCUCAAAUUCAAAAGAAAAAGGGUAACUAUUUUAUUUGUGGCAAAGUGGGUCAUUAUGUGGCAACAUGUAGGGCAAGAGGCAACUUCAACAACAAUAAGAACAACAACAAAGGCUUUACGUCAAAUAAGGCAAAUGUGGUGCAAACCAAAGAGAUCAUUGCAGCGGUGGUGUGUGAGGCACACUUGGUGACAAAAGUGAAGGGAUGGGUAGUUGACUGGGCUUGCACAAGACAUAUUGGUGCAUUCAAAGAGGAGUUUAGUUCCUACACUCCUAUGGCGGAAGACACCGAAUGUGUCUAUGUUGGGGACAAUAGGUCUGUGCUGGUGAGUGGUAAAGGGAAGGUACUCUUGAAGCUAACUUCCAGUAAAACUCUUUCACUUAAUAAUGUCCUUCAUUUAAUAAUGUCCUUCAUGUACCUCAAUAAUGUCUUUCAUUUAUAG